CUCAAACGACUAGGAGCCUAGAAGACAGUAGACGCGAUUUAAUAUCCCUCUCUCGCUUACAAUUAGACAAUGGUUCCCCGUAGAGUUUCCGACACAAAGGCGAUUGUCCGUAUCCUCACCCAAACAUUUAGGGCUUCGCACUUGUCCGUCGCCUCUCUACUCGGAGUAGCUGGUUUCUUAUACGCCCUGAAGUCGGGUAGAUUCCGCAACCUAAAUCUCUUAUUCUCUGGUACAAGACAAGGCGACGAAGAUGAUGAUGAUGAUGCUAUUCUCGUACCGGGCCUUCAAAAUCUCGGCAACAAUUGCUUCCUCAACGUCAUCCUUCAGGCUCUCGCGAGCUGCAAAGACUUUCGGAGUUAUCUUCAAUGGGUUAUAGAUGAUGCGAGUGAAGCUGUCUCAGGACAAGAAGAUGAACAGUUCCCUCUUACGCUUGCUUUGUCUGAUUUAUUACAAGAGCUCUGCACUGUUGGAAGAAGACAAUCUGUAUCUAGCCCUCGUCAAGUCAUGUUGGCAUUGACUCAUUACGUCAGAAACUUCAAUUUGACAUGUCAACAGGACGCAGCAGAAGCUCUUCUUCAUCUUAUCUCUUCUUUGCAAGAAGAGAUUGUUGUUUGUUAUCGUCCUACCAAAACUAGUAAUCUUUCGGAUAUAAUGUUUUCUCGCAACUUGAGGAUGGUUGCUGCGCCUAGUGAAGAAGGUCUCAAUGAUUUGAAGAGAUGGCACAAACAUUUGCGUGGACCGUUCGAUGGGAUUCUUGGUAGUACGUUGAUGUGUCGAACUUGUUCUUCUCAGAUUUCGUUGGAGUUUCAGUUUUUCCAUACGUUGCCUCUUUCUCCUCUGCUAUAUAGUGGUAGUUCCAACAUUGUGUUGGGAUGCACUUUGGAGAAUUGCUUGAAGAAGUUUCUUGGCGCUGAGAAAGUUGAAAACUACUUCUGCCAUAGAUGCUGGCAUGUUGCUGCUGUGAAAUAUUUAUCUGCGAUGCGAGCAACUGAGUUUAAUCAGACAGAUAUCGAAAAGAUCAAGAACUGUGGUGGAGACGACCAAUGUGACUGUAAAGCUUCUCAUCAUCUACUGAGAAUGCCAUGGUCAAACAGCUAUUCCUUUAUAUUAAAGCAAUUAACCAUCGCCCGUUUCCCAAAGCUUCUAUGCAUUCAAGUGCAACGUGCUUCAUUGAACAUGUUUGGAGAGUCGGUCAAGCUAUCGGGACAUAUUGCAUUCCCGCUUGUCCUGGACCUCUCCUUAUUUUCACCGUCUUCAAUAGGAUUAAACAUAGAAAAGAAUGAUAUGUCACAGUACUUAAAUCCAGAAGCAUCAUCAAGAAACCAUGGUGGCAUGUAUAGGCUUGUGACAGUGGUGGAACAUUUUGGUAUGACCGGAAGCGGACACUAUACUGUUUAUAGAAGUGUGAGAGUGGCAUCACAAGAAGAAGAAGAUUGUGAGGAAUUGAGGUGGUUUAGUAUAUCUGAUUCAGAAGUUGGCAGAGUAUCGGAGAGUGAUGUUCUUGGUGCUGAAGCUAGCUUGCUCUUCUAUGAGAAGCUUUAAUCAAGAAGACAGUUUUGGUUAUUCAUUUGGAUUGAGUAUUGAUUCUUGUGUUUCCAAGUUUUUUUUUUGUGAACUUGACGUAGUGAAUAUUAUUAAUAUAACUAGUGUUGAAGA
Molecule: messenger RNA, 1656 nt
Organism: Brassica oleracea var. oleracea
Lineage: Eukaryota; Viridiplantae; Streptophyta; Magnoliopsida; Brassicales; Brassicaceae
Product: ubiquitin carboxyl-terminal hydrolase 27
Exons: 9
Coding region: 70-1542 (490 amino acids)
Biological process (GO): protein deubiquitination
Cellular component (GO): cytosol; nucleus
Molecular function (GO): cysteine-type endopeptidase activity; cysteine-type deubiquitinase activity
Source: RefSeq, a predicted model, not a curated record